Nicotiana tabacum (common tobacco) is the source of this 4064-nucleotide messenger RNA. The record is from RefSeq and is a predicted model, not a curated record. Lineage: Eukaryota; Viridiplantae; Streptophyta; Magnoliopsida; Solanales; Solanaceae.
GUUUCGGUUAGUUAAAACCAAACCAAACCAAUUAUGGUCGGAGUUUUUUUUCCAACACCAAACCAAAUUAUAAUCAAAUUUUUUACUCGGUUUGACUUGAAUUAUCGAAUUGGUACAGUUUGUCGGUUUCCUUUGUACACCCCUAGUAAUUACUAAACCAACGGUGACCGAAAAUUUUGUUUCAGUACAAAGGGGAUGAAACGAAACAGGAAAAAACAAAGGAAUUAAUAGAGCCACAAGUUUUUUCUCAAUUGAACAAUAAAAAUGACGAAAGACAAAGAAAACCAGGAAUUGGUGACUAAGAUAAAUUUAAUUAGAAGAAUACAUUUGCGAGGUAGUAGUAAAAGAACCAACUCCUUUACAGCAAUUAAGCAAGAACUUUCCAAAAGUAGGUGUACUUUAUUAAGGAGCCUCCUUUUAAGUUGUGACUAUUUUGCAGUGUUCAUUUAUGAUGGGCAAAAGAAAUAUUAUAUUCAUAAUAUUACUAUUUUGCAUAGAAAUUUCCGUUCUAAUGCGAACAUAUUAGGUGGUAGCUAGGAAACUUAUGGGACUACAAAUCGUAGGACUUAACCAGAGACGAUAAAUCCAAGGAUGCAGAAGGAUUGGAUGAACGAUAUGGUCAAUGUAGGAGUUGAAAUUAGGAGUGACCCAUCUUCCCAUACCCAAACUUCAAUUUCUAGCUUCAAUUUCUUUGUGUCAUCCUCUCAUUAAAUGGUUCCAUGGGCUGUUACAGUAAGUCAUAUGCCUUGGAUUUUGUAGGUUGUAACUCUUUUAGUACACUCUUAAUUCGAAUCAUGUUAUUUAUAGGCGUUUGUAUACGUUAAAGACAUUAUAUAUGGACUUAAUUAUAAGAGUAUUUUUCUAACUUGUGAUUUAUAUUUCUUUAAAUAUUUUAUUUAAUUAAUACUCCACUAAUUGAAAUAGUAAGAGUAUAUUAGAAAAAGAUUAAUAAAUGACUUUCUUAGUUUUUACAACAUCAAAUAGUUUGAAAAAAUUUAAUUUGUCAAAACUAUUAAUAUUUGAGAUUGGAGUAGUAUUGAGCAAGUUCAUAACAAUUACAAAGAAUACAGCGUAUACACUUUUUGAUCCAACAGCCAUCACCCUCCAUGCCCCUUUUUUCUCCUUAGACUGAUCCAGCACCUAGCAGAUAAAAUUCCACGUCAUCGUUCUUUUCAUGAAAAAUGGAGUUCAAAUUUGUUUCCAAUGCUGAAGUUUAAUAGUAAUACUGAUCCUCUUUCAUCUUCUUCUUGGACAUCGUCUUCGUCGAGAACGCUAAAAUUGAGGAUUCUACAUCGAAAUCAACAGCAAAAUGCUUAUUUUGUCAAGUUUAUAGCUCAAGACAAAUCUUUGUUGCUUACCAAGGCUCUAGGUCGCCACAAGCAGUGAUCAAGUCUUGGCAAUCAUGGCAUGCAGUUGUGUAUCCAUAAUAAGCUCUCCUGUGACCAAAAGCUCUAAAGAUGCGUGGAAGGAGCAAGACAACUUCCGGAGUUCAUUUUCGAGCAAAGGGACUCGCGAAAAGGCUCAAAUAAGAAGAUCCUAUUCCGACAACCACCUGUGCUGUCGUGCAAAUCGUAUCCAGAGUUCAGCAACACAGCCAAAACUGAAGAGUAGUCAUUCCACAGGAGGUCCCUUUAAACUUCAGUUGUCAAGUUCUUUCCUCCCUGAUUCUCUUCGGUCGUUCUUGUUUGAUAUUGACACCAAUAAGGAUAUUAACAUAGAGGACGUUAUCUUUGAGACUGAUCCUGACCAUGAUAAUGAUCAUGACAACAACGGGAUAGAGGUUGAGGACGAAACAAGAAGGUCCAAUUGGAUUCGAAGGCUCGUGGAGCUUAGGAGAAAUUGGAUAGAGAAACAGAAGAAGAAUGACACUGCAGAGAUGCUCGAAGACAACAUGGAAAGUAGUGGAGGAGGUUGUGAGGAUGAAGGUUGUGAUGUAGACUAUGAAGAUGAUAAUGAUGCAGCUGGGGAGAUGAACAUUGAUAGAGAAUCCUUCUCCAGGUUGUUAAGGCGAGUCUCCUGGUCGGAUUCAAAGCUUUUCUCUCGGAUGGCGUUCCUAUGCAACAUGGCUUAUGUUAUUCCCGAGAUUAAGCCCGAGGAUUUAGAGAGAUGCUAUGGUCUAGACUUCGUAACAUCUUCCUUGGUGAAAAAAGCGGAAGCUAUGGCUAUCAAAGCCAAGUUCGACAAGGAUUCAAUUCGUAUUCUAGUGCCAUCAUCAGAUAGUGCAGUGCCUAAUACAGAUAAAACAGAGGAAACUGAGCAUAAGCAUCUACCUCGGCCAUCUGUUGCUUAUGAUAUAGCAGUUUCGGCAGCAUCUUAUGUCCAAUCCCGUGCUAAGGACCUAUUAUCACUUGGCAAUGAAACCAAUUUGGCAGUUGAUGAUGUGACCUUGAAAGGCAAUAAAGAGUGUUUCACAGAUGAAAAAGAUAACUCUUCCCCAAGGGUAUACAAGUCAGAGAUGGCUGCAUAUGUAGCUGCAUCAACAAUGACAACAAUGGUUGCUGCUGAUGAGGAACAAAAACUGGAGGCAGCAAGGGACCUUCAAUCACUGCAGUCCUCACCUUGCGAAUGGUUCAUUUGUGAUGACUUAACCACAUAUACUCGUUGUUUUGUUAUUCAGGGAUCAGACUCAUUGGCAUCAUGGCAGGCAAAUCUUUUCUUUGAACCCAGCAACUUUGAGGAAAUGGAUGUGUUGGUUCAUCGAGGAAUUUAUGAAGCUGCAAAAGGAAUAUAUGACCAAUUCAUGCCAGAGAUAAUGGAGCAUCUGCAGAGGUUUGGCAACAAGGCAAAGUUUCAAUUUACCGGCCACUCUCUUGGAGGAAGCCUCUCACUUUUGGUCAACUUAAUGCUGCUAACUCGAAAGGUCGUCAAACCAUCCUCUCUUCUACCAGUUGUCACUUUUGGAUCACCAUUUGUGUUCUGUGGUGGUCAAAAAGUGCUCAAUGAUUUGGGUUUGGAUGAGAAUCAUGUGCAAUGUGUGAUGAUCCAUAGAGACAUUGUCCCGAGGGCAUUUUCAUGCGUCUACCCAAACCAUGUGGCCCAAGUCCUCAAACGUUUGAAUAGUACAUUCAGAUCCCAUCCGUGUCUGAAUAAGAAUAAAAUGUUAUACUCUCCAAUGGGAAAAAUAUUCAUCGUCCAGCCUGAUGAGAAGUCAUCCGCUCCUCACCCUUUUCUUCCUCCGGGCAGUGGCCUUUAUACCCUAGACAACAACCAUUGUGCAUUUACUAGGAGAGCUUUCAGAGCCUUUCUGAAUUCUCCACACCCAUUAGAAAUUCUAAGUGACCCUACAGCAUAUGGUUCUGGUGGUACAAUUCUCAGGGACCAUGACUCGAGCAAUUAUCUGAAGGCAGUGAACAGCAUUAUAAGACAACGGAAAAAGCUCCUUGUCCGGAGAGUAAGAAAACAGAGGAACAUUAUUUGGCCGUUAUUGGCUUCACAAUCUCCACAUGCAUGGAGCCAUGAGCGCAACAUGGAAACUAGAGGAAUAUUAAGAAAGGAAAUAAUGUCAAGCGUUUGAUUUCUUAGCGAGAAUUCAUACCCCCUCCCUUGAGUUUUCUCUUGCCUCAGACGUGCCAAAUUACAAACUGUUAGAAGAGCUCAACCUCAUUUGAGAAGUCUUCCUGCCAACUAGAACCUCUUAAGUUAUCCUAUAACAUAAGAUUUUGACAGAACCAUAAGAGGGAGAAAAUGGUUCAGCCUAUUAUAUGAAGACUGUUGAUGUACCAUAUAGCAACAAAGUGCUGAUUUAUCAGGAAAGCAAUAAGCAAAGGAGACUGGUAUGGCUACUAUUCUUCACACUGCAAUAUUGAAGUGCAUGGUGUUAGUAACGAUCUUCGGAAAAGGAGAACGGAUAUAGUAAUGACAGAAAUCAUAAGAGGAAGUACAGGAAAUGUUUCUAAAAGUUGUCAAAUCGUAUCAUCUUGUAUAUAGUCUAGUGAGUCACAACACCUUGUCAAGUAAAUUUAUCAUGGAAAUAGUUGUUUAUAAUGUAAAUAAAAUGUCACUUGUGAGUUGUGAAGUCUUACUUGAAAACUAGUAAUAAGAUUUUGGAAGCUCAUCUCCCAUCA